Molecule: messenger RNA, 709 nt
Organism: Psylliodes chrysocephalus
Lineage: Eukaryota; Metazoa; Arthropoda; Insecta; Coleoptera; Chrysomelidae
Source: the annotation of a GenBank genome assembly
GUUUUUGGUUUUUGAAUAGUUAAACGUUUUCGAAAUGAAAUUUUUGAUUCUUCUCGUUGCCUCUGUAGCAGUAUGUUCAGCUGUGGAAGAGAAGAAAGAAAAAAGAGGAGCACUAGGCUUAGGAGAACCCUUGAUCUAUGGACAAUACGGACAUGGUCUUGAAUAUUCAUCUCCAUUAUUGACGAAAAGUUAUUCAGCACCAAUUAUAUCAGCACCUAUUCAUCAACCCAUCUCUUAUUCCGCCCCACUUUUGACCAAAUCAUACAGUGCUCCUAUCUAUUCGGCUCCUAUCUUAAGAUCAGCUCCAAUUUACGCCAAAUCUUACGGAGCAAUUGCUCACUCAGCACCAAUAUACUCAGCUCCUCUCUUAACUAAAUCUUAUGCAUCACCUAUAUUGUCAUCUCCUAUUGACCAUUCUGGUCCUAUUCUAGCCAAAUCAUACGGUUCUCCUAUUUCUUACAGUUCCCCCAUUUCCUACAGUUCCCCCAUUUCCUACAGCGCCCCUAUUUCUUACAGCGCCCCUAUCUCAUACGGAGCACCUAUUGGACAUGGAGCUCCUAUUUCUUAUAGUGCCCCUAUUUCGUAUUCUGCGCCCUAUGGUUUGGAACAUGGUUUGGGACACGGUCUGGAUUUGGGAUAUGGAAAGCUGAUUCAUUAGUUUUAAUUUAAAUGUGAUCUUUUAUAUGUAGUUUUAAUUUAUAUGUUGUAC